Hevea brasiliensis (rubber tree) is the source of this 1911-nucleotide messenger RNA. Its product is annotated as plant cysteine oxidase 1-like. Gene Ontology annotation, molecular function: oxidoreductase activity, acting on single donors with incorporation of molecular oxygen, incorporation of two atoms of oxygen. The record is from RefSeq and is a predicted model, not a curated record. The coding region runs from base 378 to 986 and encodes 202 amino acids. Lineage: Eukaryota; Viridiplantae; Streptophyta; Magnoliopsida; Malpighiales; Euphorbiaceae. The transcript is spliced from 4 exons.
GGAUCAACCACAAAACCCAGGGGUCUACAAAGGCCAAGAACUCAGGGUUUUGAAUACAAAGCAAUGUUCACAAUCCCCUUUUCUAACAACUCCUGUACAAGUCUCUCCAUCACAGCCUUCCCUAAUCCAAUCCCCUGAUACGAAGGAUCCACCACCAUGUCCCAGAUGAUGGCAUUGAAAACAUUGUCCCCUGUGGCUCUAGCAAAUGCAACUGGCUUCUGGGUUUUCUUGUGCUCCACCCAGAGGACCGAGUUCGCGUUCUCCAAUGCCAGUUUGAUCUUCUCCUAUUGCCAGUUUGAUACCCAUAUAGCAAUUUUUUGUUUUUGGUUGACGGGGGAAUUUUUUGAGGGUUCUCAUUUGAGGAAUUGUCAGGUUGAAUGGGGAUUGAGACAAGUAAGGCUAACAAGAAGGAAAAGAACUCUUAUGAAUUGGAGAAAGAAAAGAAUCCAAUUCUGGACCCGUAUCCAAAUCCAGAAACCAAUACGAAUACCAAAGGGAAGAAGAGCCGACGACGGCACCACAAGAAGGCGGUGGUGGUAUCGCCGAUUGAAAAACUGUAUGACACCUGCGAGGAAGUAUUUUCCGUUGGUGGCCCUGGAAUUUUUCCCCCUCCUGAUAAAAUCGAAAAGCUGAGGGCGGUUUUGGAUGACAUCAAACCAGAGGAUUUUGGUCUGAGUCCGGAGAGGCCAUAUUUUCGUGCACUUGCUGCUGGGAGAACCCCUAAAAUAAAAUACCUUCAUAUCCAUAUAUCUGACAAUUUCUCGAUGGGUAUCUUCUGCUUCCCGCCAUCAGGUGUGAUACCCCUUCAUAAUCAUCCUGGAAUGACUGUUUUUUGCAAGCUGCUAUUUGGGAAGAUGCACAUUAAAUCGUAUGACUGGGUGGUUGAUGGCCCUUGCAAUGUGUCUGCUGUGGCGAAUCCUUCUGAUGGUUAUCCGCUUGAGGCUUUAGGGGGAUCAUGUCCAUUCAAGUCGUAUAGCUUUUGUUGAAUUUGCCAUGGUGAGUUUGUGUUCACAGCACUUAAAUGAGUGUAAAUUCUGAGAGCUGCAUUGUUAUGGGAAUUUUGCUUGUGCUUAGUUUUCCUUGUGCUUAGUUUUCCUUGGAUUUUAAUAUGUCUUUCUUCAUUCAUCCAUUCUUGCGUCUGUUUAUCUGUUUGUUAUCAUAGCUACCUUAACAAUAUCAUUACCAUAACUUUUUACUGCAUCUUUAAUAGAUUUUGAAGUGUAACAUGAGUUACUCCUCUCUCCAUGUGUGUGUGUGUGUGUGCGCGCACGCACGCGCGCGCGUGUAUUGAAUAAUAGCUGCCGUGAUGUAACAGUAUUUGGCAUUCAUUAGUGCUAAUUUGAAUGAGCUUCCCUUAACAAUAUAUUCUAGCAUAUUAUCUUCUUUGUGGAGGGGGUACAGAGGUUUGGAAGGUUGCUUGACUAUUUUGAAAUCUAUUUUUAAAGUUUCAAAUUUUACCUUGUUGGAGAUCUAAGUAAAAUUCAAGUUUCAACAUUCUAUGCCUAGUUAGAUUUUACUUGGUAUAGAAUGUUGAAAAUUGAAUUUUCAUAUUUAAGUCCUUCAUAUUGAACUAAUGGAAAGGGAAUUGUCCUGCUUUCUAUUUGCUUAAGAGUAAUUUUGCAUUCACUUUUACUCAUCGAGGUGCUUUUCCUUGAUGCAAAUUAUGGCUUUAUCCUUGAUUUGACUAUGGGGCAUAAUUAAUGUUUGAAGAGAUAUUAUUAUGGGACCAGAAUAUUCAUGAAUAAAUAUGGAGUGGAAUGGUCCAGAUCUUCUUGCUAGCAUGGGUAUUUACCGAGAAAAUAUGGCCAGACAUGACUUGGUUCACUUUUGUGAUAUUGUAAUCUAUUUAUCGCCCAAUACUGAAGUUUGUAGGUUGGAGUCUAUAUUGGAUUUCUUAGGGUUUCAAUUGCA